AUGGACAACGCAAGUAUUACAUCCGUAGAGGAACUUCCUCCGCAACCUGGCCGUACUCUACUCCCUUCUCCAGUCGCUCAAGCUGUCAGUCUAGCAACACGCUCGACAUGCCUUGCCAUUCGUCUCAGUUCAAGGGCCGGUUCAUUUGGCCUCAGUGCAGCCAAAGUUACAACUCUAUCCUCCCUGGAGCUCGCUCGCGGUAUGGUCGAGACUGUACUAGGCCAAGCAGGAAGGGAAACUCUAUCACGAUCCCAGAGCGAUUUGUCAAUUGCUGAGGCUGAAUCCAUCAUCGAGCGCAGUUUUGAGCAUCUUCAUAAUGCCAUGUCCCAGGCCGUCUUUUGGACGACUGCAGGUUUUCAGUUUACAAACACGACCUUCUCCAUGGCAUCUGGGAUCUCUCAAUUACUUCUAUCUUCCCUUGACCAAGUAUUCGGCUCGACCGACUCUUCUCGAGCCAUUGCAAGCAUAAUAACGUUGAUAAGACGAGAGUUCCACGAUCCCGCGACUGGGCUCGAUGGGGAAACUAUCGGCAUGACGGAUCUAGUCCUUGGAUUAUGCGCUUUGGCAUAUUUACAGCGGUGGUCGUGGAAAAUGGUAGAGGAGGAAAGGAAACGACAGGAGUGCGAAGAGAUUGUGUGGGAUGUUGUUGUCCUGAACGAUGGCGAGCGGAUCGACAUACAAGAUCGUGUUCCCCGAAAUCCAGUCUUUACAAAAUCGGCCAGCCUGCCUACCGGAAACGACAGUCCCAACAAGUUCCAAACAGCAGCCAUUAUCCCUACCCGCUCAGGGUCUUUCCAAGGCGAAGAAGAAAUUAUCGAACAUUUGAAGGAUGAGAUGGCCAACAAACUCCCUCCCGACACUUCUGUAUCCAUCUUGAAUGCAGUGUCUUCUACACAGACCGUCACCAUCAAUGUCGAUGGGCCUCGCCCAUUUCCUCUACCUUUACUACCAGGCGCAGAGAUCAUCGAAGCUAAUGGGUUAGAUAACCAAGUCGGAAAGCGCUAUAGUCAACUACUUGAGGAUCCUCCAGAAGCCUCAAGUUACCGUGUUGUGUAUAAGCUUGAAAGAUCCAGGACUGGUAGCAUGUCCUUCUCAGGAUCGCGGGAUGGCCCAAUAACUGACGUUGACACGCCACAAGGAGAGUCACCCCCUAUGGUACCAGUCAAAGAACCUCCCCAAGUACCAAAGAAACCACGGACGUCUGCUGCCAAAUCACCCCCACUACGAUGGUCAAGACCUACUAGGGUUACUGACGACACACCACCCCGAAACUCUCCAUCGACUACAAGCAAAUCUCGCAGUAACGGAACACGAGAUGAGAAAGGGAGAUCACCACGAUCAAAUUCGGCCUCGCCACCAUCCUCGCCCAUUGAGCCUCAGACCCCUCAGCGUGAAGCAAAUCAGAAAAGACCACGAGCGCCCAUCAACUCAUCAUAUCCUCGUGGCAAAACCAGUGGUUCCCGUGAAACCACUAUAACCCCGAAGAGAAUACUAUCGAAAAGAAACUCAGACACUUCAACUCCUACUCAGCAGCCUGGCGACAAAAAGGCCGGUCUGCGGCAAGCUCUUCGAGAAGGAAGUCAGUCGAUUUCCAAUAUCUGGACCAAGGACUCGCCACCUACAGAUAGCAAAAAGAAGCCGCAGCCAAAAGUUUCAAAUACCGCCAAGUUCAGUAGUAAGAUUAUCAGUAAUCCACGGGCUCAUUUGGACCAACAGCGCAUCGAACAGGCUGAGCUUAUUCCACGCAGCUCUUCGAGGACAGGCUAUGUCUCUGUUCAUGAGCGCCGGCGGAACUCUAUGGUAUCUCAGACAGAUGCAUAUUCUUUUCGAUCACGAUGUGCCACCCCAACCUAUCCACCGAGUGUUUCCCUGAGCGGCCCGGCGUCUGAUCCGACGGGGGGUCAGCAUUCGUCAAAUGAUGGCCUGCUUGUACCUCCUCCAAUCUCUAUCAGUCAUCGUAGGAUCAUUCGCAAAAGCCCCAGUCUUUGGAGCAUGGCUUCAAAUGACUCGCAGUCGUCGGUAGUACUUUCAUACUACCACCAGAAGAGCGCCUAUACAGCAUCAGAUGCAAUGGGGGGCCUUCGACGUGACGGUAUAGUUAAUGGGAUAUUCCCCCAGGCUCACGUGCUUCGUAACAUCACAAGAUAUAUGAGGUUCUCGUCUGCAUCCUAUGGGUCGGCAUUUCUCAAGUUCAUGGGGAUCUCUAAGGACAUGCCAUUGUUAAGAGCGUGGGAUAGCACACAUGCUGAUGUCAGACAUUUCGUCCAUCACACCGAGUCCGACACCCACAGCAUCCUCUUGGCUUCUAUUGUUGAUCCACAAGGGGGAACAGACUCUAGUGGUUCGACAGGAACAGGUGUACCCUUGGUACAUUACAUCUCUCUUGAUCAUGGUGCCAAGGCAGUUGUCCUAGCCUGUCGGGGUACUUUAGGGUUUGAGGAUGUUCUCGCUGAUAUGACUUGUGACUACGACGUCUUGACUUGGCGUGGCCGGGGCCACAAGGUGCACAAAGGUGUUCAUGCUUCAGCUCGUCGUCUCUUGUAUGGUGGAGAUAGACGCGUGCUUCUGACACUUCGUGAGGCGCUGUUGGAAUUUCCAGACUAUGGCCUUGUACUAUGUGGCCAUUCUCUUGGGGGUGCAGUAACAGCGGUACUUGGAGUCAUGCUUUCCGAGCCAAAUCCAAGUGGUACCGGGUUUGUGACGGCCAUCAAUGCACCCGAAAGAACAGUCGGCGAUGAUCAGCUUGAUGGGCUACUUCCUGUUCACUCUACACUACCCCCAAGGCGUCCCAUUCAUGUCUAUGCAUAUGGGCCUCCCAGUACAAUGUCGACAUCCCUUCGUAAACGAACUCGUGGCCUCAUCACCACCAUAGUUCAUGGUAACGACAUUGUUCCAUACCUCUCCCUAGGAGUCCUCCAUGACUUUCAGGCAGUUGCGCUCGCUUUCAAGAACGAUCAGCAACAAGCCAAAACGGAGAUUCGUCAAAGAAUAUGGCAAACCUUCCAGACUGGCGUGGCAGAUAAAUGGUAUGGAGGCCUGCCCUCGGUGCCGUCUGGGGAUACGUCCAAAUGGGGACAUUCAGUCCUUCAAGGUUUGAGAGCAGGCAUGACGAACCGGAAACUCGUGCCACCUGGAGAAGUGUUUACCAUUGAGACUCAAAGAGUCUUGAGGCGCGAUGCAUUUUUGUUAUCUGAAGAAGACCACAUUGGCAGGCCAGCGCAAAGAAUCGUGCUGAAAUACGUCAAGGAUGUCGAGGAACGUUUUAAAGAGUUGAGAUUCGGGACGAGCAUGUUGGUCGACCACAACCCGGCGAGAUAUGAGGAAGCAUUGAACAAGCUUCGUCUUGGUGUCGUUUGA
This is a messenger RNA of Fusarium poae, 3357 nucleotides long. RefSeq lists its product as uncharacterized. Bases 1 to 3357 code for a protein of 1118 amino acids. The transcript has a single exon. Lineage: Eukaryota; Fungi; Ascomycota; Sordariomycetes; Hypocreales; Nectriaceae. Gene Ontology annotation, biological process: lipid metabolic process. The record is from RefSeq and is a predicted model, not a curated record.